UCAUUCCCACUGUCUCUCAGUCGCGGUGCUAACCAUCGCCGAUCCCUGCCUGCCUGCCUGCAUUGCGUUGGGCGGGAUUGGAGGAGGCGGACGUGCUGGUAUUGGUGAAAACGACGAUUCAGCGCAUAUCUGUGAGGCAUUGCAUCUGGUCUUCGGUGGAGAGUAUUUGCGUAUUCAGUUCUUGAUCACUGGAAGAACGCCACUGUGGCAUUGUGUGGAGCGUUGGCGGAUGAAGUAUUCCGCGGAGGUGAUUAGAGUUGCAGGAGGUCAUUGGUCGUGAGACGUGUGGAGGCUUCAGGUACCGUGAGUUUGUGUGUAGCGACAGCACCAGCGCAGAGGAUCCGUGCAUGACGAGGUUGUAUUGAAGUGAUAUUCGAAAUGGUGUCCUCGGGUGGUGGACUACAGCAGGGUUCUCUUGAAGAAAACAUUGACGUUGAGCACCUCGCUAGCAUGCCCCUCCUUGGUGACUUUGUCAAUGUUAUAAUUGGAUCUGUAAGAUCAUGGAGCUUUUCAGGCGUUCAAGGGCUCAAGCGUCUGACAAGUAGGAAGCGAGUUUCGGAUAGCUUCUCUGUGCAGUGCAUGUCAACGGAAGUUCAGAAAAACUCCAAUUCCCAGGAAGCCACGGUUGUUCUUGCAGAAUCAGUUGUGAAGCCAGUUAGGCGGAGGUCGGUGAAAGAAAGGAAGUCGAAAUCCUAUCUCCUGACGGAAGUAUCUGCGCACACUAGGCCUAACGACUGCUGGAUUGUGAUUAAGAACAAGGUGUAUGAUGUGAGUGACUUCGCUGCUCAACACCCGGGAGGAUCCGUUAUUACUACAUAUUUUGGUCGAGAUGGUACGGAUGCUUUUUCUAGUUUUCACGCUGGCACUACGUGGAAGAUCCUCCAAGAAUUUUACAUCGGUGACGUAGACAAUGUGGAGCCGACCCCCGAGCUUCUGAAGGAUUACAGGGACUUAAGGGCUCUCUUCUUAAGGGAACAACUCUUCAGAAGCUCGAAACUGUACUAUGUCUUCAAAACGCUGACGAAUAUUUCUAUUUUUUCUGCAAGCAUUGCAAUAAUCUACUGUUCAAAGUCUUACUGGGCGGUCUUGUCUUCAGCUUGUAUGAUGGCUUUGUGUUUCCAACAGUGUGGAUGGCUAUCACAUGAUUUUCUCCACAAUCAGGUAUUUGAGACGCGGUGGCUUAAUGAAGUUGUUGGAUAUUUAAUCGGCAAUUCUGUUCUAGGAUUUAGUACAGGCUGGUGGAAGGAGAAGCAUAAUCUCCAUCAUGCUGCUCCGAACGAGUGUGACCAAUUGUACCAACCUAUUGAUGAAGACAUCGACACUCUACCCCUCAUUGCCUGGAGCAAGGAUAUCCUUGCGACUGUUGAAAACAAGACCUUCUUGCGAGUCCUCCAGUACCAGCAUUUAUUCUUUACGGCUCUUCUGUUCUUCGCUCGAGGUAGUUGGCUAUUUUGGAGUUGGAGAUAUACUUCUACUGCUAAGCUUGCCCCCGCCGUGUGGCUGUUGGAGAAAGGAACGAUUCUGUUUCACUAUUUUUGGUUCAUCGGGGUUGGUUGGUAUCUUCUCCCUGGUUGGAAGCCACUUGUAUGGAUGGUGGUGACCGAGCUUAUGUGUGGUAUGCUGCUUGGAUUUGUAUUCGUACUGAGUCACAACGGGAUGGAAGUCUAUAACAAGUCUAAAGAGUUUGUAAAUGCCCAGAUUGUAACUACCCGGGAUAUUAAAGCAAACUUGUUCAACGAUUGGUUUACGGGUGGUCUCAACAGACAGAUUGAGCAUCAUCUGUUUCCAACAAUGCCCAGACACAAUCUGAACAAAAUCGCGCCCCAGGUGGAGGCCUUGUGUAUAAAGCAUGGUCUGGUCUACGAAGAUGUGACCAUCGCUGCCGGCACUUGCAAGGUUCUGAAAGCACUGAAGGAAGUUGCGGAGGCUGCUGAACAUCAAUACGCUGCUGCCAGCCAGCAGACUUGAGAAGCCUGGCGCUUAAAUUUUGUCCUGUUCGGUAGUUCCUUUUCAUGUGUUUUUGAGCAGAAAUGCUCUGACAUCCAUUCUUCUGUAGCUUUAUCAAAUUUCAAUUGAAAGAUGGCUGCGCCCAAACACUGGUCUUCAGUAGUACUUUAUUCAACAGAGAGGGUUGGGUUUAGAGCGCUUCUAUCUAGCAUAGUAGUCUCAAACUUCUCUUUGGUUGAAGCGACCUGAUUGCUUCAGAUUCGAGUCCGUGUGCACAUCAUUGUCAUAUCAGUGCAAAGUCUGUCCCUAGCGAACCAGAUGCAAAUGUGGUCAAAAUCUACCAUCUGCUCUUUUUAGGAGCAUCACGAACACAACUUACAAAUUUUAGUUCUCAUGAAGGCUCAAGAAAUAAUGGAUUAUCUCUCGUUGGCCACUUAA
Physcomitrium patens is the source of this 2385-nucleotide messenger RNA. RefSeq names its product acyl-lipid (9-3)-desaturase. Gene Ontology annotation, molecular function: oxidoreductase activity, acting on paired donors, with oxidation of a pair of donors resulting in the reduction of molecular oxygen to two molecules of water. Gene Ontology annotation, biological process: lipid metabolic process. Gene Ontology annotation, cellular component: membrane. The record is from RefSeq and is a predicted model, not a curated record. NCBI's taxonomy places the organism in Eukaryota, Viridiplantae, Streptophyta, Bryopsida, Funariales, Funariaceae.